This is a messenger RNA of Phacochoerus africanus (Common warthog), 6870 nucleotides long. It is a transcript of the gene NHSL1, whose product is annotated as NHS like 1. NCBI's taxonomy places the organism in Eukaryota, Metazoa, Chordata, Mammalia, Artiodactyla, Suidae. The record is from RefSeq and is a predicted model, not a curated record. Gene Ontology annotation, biological process: cell differentiation.
GCCUGGGGGCGUGGUCGGAGAAACAAUAGUUUGGCUCUUUUUCCCCUUAAAUCAAUUCAAAUGCCUGACUGGAGAGUCAAAGAAUCAACACAGACUUGCUCUGGGAUUUGUCGGCUCCAGUAAAAAGAUCUGGAUGUUCCUGGUGGCCCAGUGAAAAUAGGGGACACAUUUGCUUCACCCCAACUUCUGUAAAGGAGAAACUGCACCAUUUUUGUGGACUCUGGAGAGAAAGCUGAAUAAUUGAGCACCACGACAGAAAGAAAGACUGAUGUGGCUAUCAUGCAAAUAAGAACUGUGAUUGGCUUUCUCUCUCUUUCUGCCACUGGCGGCUCUCAGCCUAAUCUUAAAGAUUAGGUUUCUGUGGGAGCUGUUCAGGUUCAAGAACUGUUAAUGGCUUGUAACUCCCUGACCGUAAGUUCAGCCCCAGAGUUACAUCAGCCUGGGCAGAUGUCUAAGGAUUCAGGACCAGAGGAAGAAAGUUAGACUCUGGAGCAGAAGCAUGCUGCUUGCCACCUGCCUGCUGGACUGAACUUUUAACGUGAUUCAAAUUUGUGAGCCUUAUGUAGAAAUCCUGGAAAUGGUGGUCUUCAUUAAUACAAAGAUCAAGUCUUUAAUUAAACUUUUUAAGAAGAAAACUGUUUCCAACCUAGAUGAUGAGAGCCGAUGGACGGUCCACUACACUUGCCCCCUGGCACCAGCAGGAAGAAUGUAUUCCUUCCCCACCACGAGACCCCCUUGCGUAGAGGACCUGCACCGCCAAGCCAAGCUCAACCUCAAAUCAGUUUUGAGGGAAUGUGACAAGUUGCGGCGUGAUGGCUACCGGAGUUCUCAGUACUACUCCCAGGGACCCACCUUCGCAGCCAGCUCUGGUCCACUCUGUGAUGACUAUCAAGAUGAGGAUGAAGAAACAGAUCAAAAGUGUUCUAUCUCUUCGUUGGAAGAGGAAAGACUUAUAUCCACCAGGAGACCUAAAACGCCAACCUCAAGUGACUUCUCUGACUUUAACACUCAAACCAACUGGACCAAGUCACUUCCCUUGCCAACACCGGAAGAGAAGAUGCGACAGCAGGCCCAAACCGUCCAGGCUGAUGUGGUUCCUAUUAACAUAACUGGGGAGAAUUUCGAUCGCCAGGCCAGCCUCCGGCGGUCUCUAAUUUACACAGACACUCUGGUAAGACGACCGAAGAAAGUCAAAAGGAGAAAGACUAUUACAGGCGUCCCUGACAGCAUACAGAAGGAGCUAGCUUCGGGAGGCACUGGCCAAGAUGAUGUUGGUGGCCACUCAGUGUACACCCCAGACCACUGCUCUACGCUCGGAAGGUCUGCUGGGCAGCGCUCAGAAACCAGGGAUUCUAGCUGCCAGACAGAUGAUGUCAAAGUCGUACCACCUUCGAUGAGAAGAAUCAGGGCGCAGAAGGGGCAGGGCAUUGCCGCCCAGAUGAGCCACUUCUCCGGCUCCUCUGGGAACAUGUCGGUGCUGAGCGACUCUGCGGGCAUCGUGUUCCCUUCUCGCCUCAACAAUGAUACAGGUUUCCACAGUCUUCCCCGCUCGGGAGUGAGGGCAAGCCUUCAGCGCCUGGAGCCACAGCUGGGCGCCCUGGGUCCGGCAGAGGACACCAACAGCACGUUCCCCUACCAGCGGGGUCACCCGCAAGUACACGAUGACGUGGGACAUUCAGGAGGUCCCUCAAGGACUGGAACCCCACUGAGGCCCAAGUCCCAGGAACUGAGGCACUUUGAGGGUGAAACUGUCAUGAGCCCGGCGUGUGUGGUUUCUCCUCACUCGACCUACUCCACCAGCAUCAUCCCAAAUGCCACGCUCUCCUCCUCUUCGGAGAUCAUUGUGAUUCACACUGCUCAGAGCUCAGGGCAGCUGGACCAUAAGAUUAGCAGCACCUCCUCCUACACAAAGAUCAAAUCCAGAGACCACCUCCUCUCCAGGCAUAAAGACGGCCAUCCUUCUCCCAGUGGCAACUGGAAUGAGGGGCACUCCAACGUUGUUUCACAGGCCUCAGAUCCCCAUUCCUGCAGUGCAGCCAUGCUGCUGUCCCUCUGUGAUUCCGCAGUCACUCUAAAUUCGCCAGCAAAUCGGGAGAAUGGGUCCCAGGCCCUGGCCUAUAAUUGCAAGAACGACCUGAGUUUCCCCAAGCACCCCCAGGAUGAGGACGGCAAGAGUGAGUCCAGUUAUUCCGGCGGCGGGGGGCGCAGUGCAGAGAUCUGGGAAUCCACUGCCUCGGGUAAUGGGCGCGCCUCCCCGCUGAAGCCACAUUUGGCAACGCCUGGUUGCUCCACUCCUGCGAGUAACCUGAGCAGCUGCAGUUUGGACCAGACGUCUAACAGAGAUGAUGCCAGGUCUGUGUAUUCAGAGGACCACGACGGCUACUACUCCCCGCUGCACACCGACUCUGCACACGGGUCUGGGAAUCUGUGCAAUAGCAGCGAUGGCUUCGGGAACCCCAGGCACAGUGUGGUCAAUGUUUUUGAUGGAAGAGCACAGAAGAACCAAGCGGACCGGUCAAACGGCCAAGACAAGACCCUUUCGCGAAACAUCUCUUUGAAGAAAGCGAAGAAGCCCCCCCUCCCACCCUCUCGGACGGACUCUCUGCGCAGGGUACCCAAGAAAAAUGUCCAGUCCAACGGGCAGGCUAACGAGAGCCUGAUCGCCUCCCUCCAGCACUCGCUGCAGCUGAACCUCCCGGGCAAGGGCGGCAGCUCGCCCUCCCAGAGCCCCUGUAGUGACUUCGAAGAGCCCUGGUUGCCUCGGUCCCGCAGCCAGAGCACAGUGAGCGCGGGCAGCAGCCUGACCUCGGCCACCACCCCCAAUGUCUACUCCCUGUGCGGGGUGACGCCGGCCCAGAGCGACACGAGCAGCGUCAAGUCCGAGUACACAGACCCGUGGGGUUACUACAUUGACUACACGGGCGUGCAGGAAGACCCGGGGAACCGAGGCGGGAACGGGGCGGGGUCAGCCAGUACCCCGGUGGCACCCGGAAAUGGGCCAGGCCGCCAUCCCCCUGAGGGGUCCAGGAUCGCUGUACCCCCAGUGCCCGGUGGCGCGGUCAAACCAAAGAUCACAUCGCCGGAGAAGUCGCACAGAGUCACGUCUCCAUCCAGUGGGUAUUCCAGCCAGUCGAACACACCCACAGCUCUCACCCCUGUGCCUGUGUUUUUAAAAUCAGUGUCACCAGCCAAUGGGAAGGGGAAGCCCAAGCCCAAGGUGCCAGAAAGGAAGUCCUCUCUGGUGUCUUCAGUAUCCAUCUCCUCCUCCUCCACGUCUCUUUCCUCGAAUACUUCCACGGAAGGGAGUGGAACUCUGAAGAAGCUGGAUUCGGUGCUGGCAUCUCCCCUGGCUGCUGCUCCUCUCCCCUGUCUUUCAUCCGACAGGUCUCCUUUCCUCCCUCCCCCUCCUCCUUUGGCCGAUUCCUCCCAGGGCUCCCCUCUGCCUCACUCUCCCCUCUUACCCCCUCCACCACCCGAAGUUCUCAUUCCCUUCUGCCCCCCCACCGACGCCUGCUUUCCUCCGCCCCCCGCAGCACUCAGUCCCCUUCUUCUGGAUUCAUCUCCUCUGCCACCUCCUCCACCUGCCUUACCCUCCUCGCUGCCCCCGCCGGCCCCACCCCUUGACCCCAAAUUGAUGAAAGAUGCCAAGCCUUCUUUCAAAAGGUCUGGCCAGCCAGAGCCCUCCUGGGAGGCCUGCCGAUUGCCUUCCACCAAGGACGAGGGCAGUAGACCCCCCAUGCCCCUGAUCACCACGGAAGCAUUGCAGAUGGUGCAGUUGAGGCCAGUGAAGAAGAACUCAGGAACCGAGGUAGCACUGAUACAUGAACGCGCAUCUCAGGAAAAACGAACUCCGGUUGUUCCCCAGUAUCGUUUAAAGCCAUCUGCUUUCCUGAAAUCCCGAAAUAGCAUAAAUGAAAUGGAGAGUGAAAGUCAGCCUGCCUCUGCUACUAGCUCACUCUCGACUCCUGCCAAGAGCUCGACUCAGGGUCACCAGGACAGUGUAGCCGAGCGUGGCCUCCCGAGCCACAGCCCGGACCACGCUGGGGAGGCAGAGGCAGAGGCCGGGACCACCCCGCCCCACGAACCCCCCGGUCCAUCGCCCAGCAGGAAGCCGCCCCCCAUUUCCAAGAAGCCCAAACUGUUCCUCGUGGUGCCACCUCCGCAGAGAGAUUUCACGGCGGAGCCCGCAGAGAAUAAGAGCGAAGCAUUGCCCAGCCCCACGAGAGAAGAGGCACGGGAGAGUUGUACAGCCGAGGCUGGUUCCGAUGAGACCAACUCUGGCAGCUCGGUUCUUGCAGGAGGAGCUACAGGAUCCAAGUCCGCCGACGGAGUGGAAGCCAAUGUCCCCAUGGUACAGCCCGAUGCCUCACCAGCCCUUGCGCAGGAGGAGCCGGGCACAGGGGACACCGUGGAGAGCUGUUCCUCCCUGCAGGACCCAAGACCUGGGGUGCCGGAGGCUGACACAGCCAGCCCUUCGCCAGAGGCCUCUGACUUCCUUAAGGAAGACGGGAGUGAUGAGGUGAUGAUCCCCAGUAGACCCCGGACCACGGAAGACCUUUUUGCAGCUAUUCACAGGUCUAAGAGGAAAGUCCUUGGCCGCAAAGACUCAGAUGAUGAUCACUCCCGAAACCAUUCUCCCUCCCCGCCAGUGACACCCACUGGCGCUGCCCCCAGCCUGGCCUCCCAGAAACAAGUGGGAUCGAUUCAGAGGAGCGUCCGGAAGAGCAGCACCAGCAGUGACAACUUCAAAGCUCUGCUGCUGAAAAAGGGGAGCCGGUCAGACACCAGCGCCCGCAUGUCCGCGGCGGAGAUGCUCAAGAACACAGAUCCUAGAUUCCAGAGGUCAAGGUCCGAGCCUUCGCCAGACACCCCCGAGAGCCCGUCAAGCUGCUCCCCGAACAAGAACCGAAGGGCCCCGGAGGAGUGGGCCAAGAACGAAGGCUUGAUGCCUCGGAGUCUGUCCUUUUCUGGCCCCAGGUAUGGCCGCAGUCGAACGCCGCCCUCCGCCGCCAGCAGCAGGUACAGCGUGCGGAACCGGAUCCAGAGCAGCCCCAUGACCGUCAUCUCAGAGGGCGAAGGGGAAGCCACAGAGUCUGUAGACAGCAGGGCUCUCCAGGCCCCGGGCACCACGAGGGGAUGUUCGCUGGAUGGACUGGCCGGGGACGACAUGGAUGAGCGCAGCCUGCUCUGUGCCGGGACGCCGGCUCCGGGUCCCGCGGAAGGGCCGGCCGGUGCCGAGGGCGGGGAUCCAUCAGAACAGCAUGGAGGGCCUCUGAGGGGAGAGAGUUAAGGGCAAGAAGAGGAAUCGCCCAGGUGAUGUGGGCAGAUGGGCAGCACAUUGCUCUAGGAAGCCUGACAGGUCCCCCUCCCCGCCUCCUCCGUGGGUCUAGCUCAGCGUCUGUGUGAGGGCCCAGGCACUGCCAGCCCUGCAGCGCAAGGAGAGGGCUUGGCACUUGUCCUGUGGCUUAAAAGCAAGUAGAAGCUUAACUUCUGAAAGUGCUUCCUGGGGAAGAUUUUUUUUUUUUUUUCCCUAAAUGCUGGGUGUGUGUGGAGGGAUGUGUGUGUGUGUGUGUGUGUGUGUGCAUUUGAAACAGUUUAUGUUAAAAAAAAUACACAAGCAGCAUGUACAGAAAUAGGAGAGACAGCGUUAAGCUAAGUGGAGUAUGGGGGUCUUCUGGACUAGAUGGUCGUUGCUUUAAAAGUAUUAUGUUCAUGGAAAUGAGUGAGUUCCAGAAGAAGAGCGAGAACCUUUAUUUCUAAGAAAGAGGUGGUAAUUUGCUGGUUCUGAGCGUGCAGAACACGUGGGGAUGUGCACUGGUGUGCUUUCCAGGGCAGUCCCCACCCCCUACCCCCUACCCCCUUGGUUAAUCCGCAGAGCUGGGAAAGGGCUAAGUGACUAACUGGUUCAGGUACUUUUUUUUCUGGGGAAAAAAGGCUUUGUUUCUUUUUUGUAAAAAUGACAGGCAUGUGGAAGUGGCAACGCUGUAACUGGGAGUCUGCUGCUAUGCAGCCACAGACACACAACUUUUAGCCUGAUUUGUAGAAACGUGGGUAAUUUUUUAAUGACUUUCCUCCUUGAGAAGCAGCUGAGACCUCCUUGGAGAGCGGAAGUGAUGGUGCACAGACAGAGAGGGUAACAGGCGAGAGCCAGGAAGAGGAGUAAGUGAUACACUGCUGGGGUUUGUUUCCUGCUUAGUAAAUACAACUAUUUUUCAGAAUUAAAUUUUUAAACUUGCACUACAGAACUGUGGGUGGAGCCUUUCCUUUUACAACUGGUUUUUUGUUUGUUUGUUUUGUUUUUUUUUAAACCAGAGUUUAAACUUCCACUUGGCAAUUUCUUAUCACUUGAAAUGUCAACAUUUGCUAACUUUCAGAUAUCCUUUUGGUUACACCAAAGAAAAUUUUAUGGCUAUUUUUCCUUGAACUGCCUGCAGUAUCAUGUCCUCAUUUAGAAAGGUUUAUGAAAAUCUAUUAUAUAUUAUCUUACUUUGAAGAAAGUGCUGAAUAGCUCUUAAUAGUCAAAUAAACUGAUACAAAUUGGCAGGGCUGGCUAUUAAUUAGCCCUGGGAAAUGAGUUUUUAGAUUAAAAAGUUUUUUUGCAUCAUUUGGUUUGUGUGUUUUUAUAUUUUUUUAUAAAGAAUUGAGUUGGCUAAUUACCUUCUAAUCUUCUCCAGUUAGAAUUUUAACACUUUAGACAUGGAAGAAAAGUGUGUAAAGUAUUUAUUUUUUAUGUGAAUUCUUACGACCCUCAUCCUCCAGUUCCUCCCAGCUGUACAUAGACUCCUUUAUUUGUUGGUUAAAUAAAAUCAGAGCCUUGUCUUAUCAGAAGAACCUCAGAUGAAAAUGCUGAGAUUACUGGCCUAAAUAUAA